AUGGCCUACAUCAAACUCCUCUAUGCCUGUGCUAUUCUUCUUGUUAUAAGUGCAUGCCACGAAAUUCUCUGGACUGAGGGAAGACAGCUAAAAGCAAUGGGAAAAGAGGAGCAAAGGAAAACAGAGAUGCACGGCAGCCAGGAUAUCAACUCAAACCAAAACCAGGAAGGUCAUCAUCUUCAAAAUAAUUUUCCAACACGGUUAGGUAAUGCUGCUUCAAUCAACCAUGUUGUCAAUGUCGCAGGAGAGAAAUAUAUUCACCCAAUUGUGAUACUUGAUAAAAGUUCUGGAUUUGACAAUACAUUUGCAGCAAACAAAGAUGAUUUUAGGCCUACAGCACCAGGUAGCAGCCCUGGUGUUGGGCAUUCUUUUGCAGGACAAGAAGACAAAACACAAAGGAAAGGCAGUGGUGUCAGCCAGUUCAUGGCAGGGAGUAUAAGGGAUUUCCAACCCACAAUACAAGGUCACAGCCCUGGUAUUGGGCAUCUUCCCAAAGCACAAAUGCAGAAAGAAAUUCCGUAG
Messenger RNA from Diospyros lotus (date-plum), 522 nucleotides. RefSeq names its product precursor of CEP9-like. The transcript has a single exon. Gene Ontology annotation, cellular component: extracellular region. Lineage: Eukaryota; Viridiplantae; Streptophyta; Magnoliopsida; Ericales; Ebenaceae. Gene Ontology annotation, molecular function: hormone activity. Gene Ontology annotation, biological process: regulation of root development; regulation of leaf morphogenesis; nitrate import. The record is from RefSeq and is a predicted model, not a curated record. Bases 1 to 522 code for a protein of 173 amino acids.